Molecule: messenger RNA, 1735 nt
Organism: Beta vulgaris subsp. vulgaris (sugar beet)
Lineage: Eukaryota; Viridiplantae; Streptophyta; Magnoliopsida; Caryophyllales; Amaranthaceae
Product: isocitrate dehydrogenase [NAD] catalytic subunit 5, mitochondrial
Exons: 7
Coding region: 120-1199 (359 amino acids)
Biological process (GO): isocitrate metabolic process; tricarboxylic acid cycle
Cellular component (GO): mitochondrion
Molecular function (GO): isocitrate dehydrogenase (NAD+) activity; NAD binding; magnesium ion binding
Source: RefSeq, a predicted model, not a curated record
UCCAAAGUUUAUUUCAUAUUUACAUCCCUUCCCCAUCGUCACUCACAAUUUCACAAAUCGAAACACAAAACAUUUUCUCUCUCCUCAAAAUUUCUUCCCUCUCCUGUUGGUUUCAAUCUAUGGCUUCCCAAAUUUUGCGUCGAAUUGUUGGAAGCCACACCACCACGCCUACGCUCCUUCGCCAACUCUCCACCACCACCCCAAUCACCGCCACUCUCUUCCCCGGUGAUGGUAUUGGCCCUGAGAUCGCCGAAUCCGUCAAACAGAUCUUUAAAAAAGCUCAAAUACCAAUUGAGUGGGAGGAACACUAUGUUGGGACGGAAGUAGAUCCUAGAACUCAAAGCUUUAUCACAUGGGAAAGUAUGGAAUCAGUACGCCGAAAUAAGGUGGGUCUAAAAGGUCCAAUGGCUACACCAAUUGGGAAGGGUCAUCGUUCACUUAACCUUACCCUCAGGAAGGAACUUAAUUUGUAUGCGAAUGUGCGACCCUGCUUCAGUCUUCCUGGCUACAAAACCAGGUAUGAUGAUGUAGAUCUCGUCACCAUCCGUGAGAAUACUGAAGGGGAAUACAGUGGACUUGAACACCAAGUGGUUAGGGGUGUGGUUGAAAGCAUCAAAAUCAUUACUCGUCAGGCAAGUUUGAGAGUUGCCGAGCAUGCUUUUCAGUAUGCAACAGCUCAUGGAAGAGACAGGGUGUCUGCAAUACACAAAGCAAACAUCAUGCAGAAAACUGAUGGUCUUUUUCUGAAGUGCUGCAGGGAAGUUGCAGAGAAGUACCCUGAGAUUAAAUAUGAAGAAGUUGUCAUUGAUAAUGCUUGUAUGAUGCUUGUGAAGAAUCCUGCGCUAUUUGAUGUGUUGGUCAUGCCUAACCUCUAUGGUGAUAUCAUCAGUGACCUUUGUGCUGGUUUAAUUGGUGGCUUGGGUUUAACACCAAGCUGCAACAUUGGUGAGGGAGGUAUUUGUCUGGCUGAAGCUGUGCAUGGUUCAGCUCCUGAUAUUGCCGGAAAGAACAUGGCAAAUCCAACUGCUUUGCUUCUAAGUGCUGUGAGCAUGCUACGACACUUGGAACUGAAUGACAAAGCUGAUCAAGUUCAGAAUGCUGUUCUCGACACAAUUGCAGAGGGGAAGUAUCGAACCAUUGACCUUGGCGGCAAUGCUUCCACUACAGACUUUACAAAAGCAAUUUGUGAUCAUCUUUGAAUGGACUUGCAUUUGCUUAAGUGUAUUUAUUAUGAAGUUCCCAUGUCCUAAUUGGAACUGAUCUCCAUGAUAUGUCGACAAAGACUUUGCGGCUCGUUCUUCUUCUCCGAGGAGUGAUCAACACAACCUCAGUUUAUUGAUAGAUUCUUUUUAGCACUUCCCAAGUAUAUCGGAUUGCUCAACGUUUUUAUGAGAAUUACUGUACCAAACUUCCGGGGUUCAGCUAACUUGAUCUAAUACAAAUAAAUAGAAUUUUGAUGUUUGGGCCCCUUUGGCCUUUAACACCUCUACAUUAUGUUAAUAAUUUUUGUUCCUGGUAAUUUAUUCCAGAGUAUUUGAGGUGCAACAGAAAAUCAGGUGCCUAUUGAAGUUUGAGAGACUAUAAAAUUGUACCGCUGAUUGAUUGUCUCCCUAGGCCCCUACUGUCGUUUUUCUAUUGAAUGAUCUAAAUUUGUAGUUUACCGGUUUGUAUGUGAUGAUCCCAAGUUUCUAAUAAAAAUCGAGCUAUUCCAAAUCAUCAAUUUUUAAUUAUUCUA